CUGCCUCACCCUCUCCAGUUGCUGAGAUUAUGGACCUGUGCCACCACACCCAGAUCACAACAUCCUUUUAAGUUUUCCAGGGACACAGCUUAGAAAAAUGCAGGCCUCAUGUGUCACCAACUGCUGACCCACCGCCUUGAUGACAGCACCCCUGUGCACCUUCCCAGUUCAGUUCCGGCAGCCCUCAAUCAGCGGCCUCUCACAGAUCACCAGAAGCCUGUACAUCAGCAAUGGUGUAGCUGCCAACAACAAGCUCUUGCUGUCCAGCAACCAGAUCACUUCAGUCAUCAAUGUCUCAGUAGAGGUGGUAAAUACCAUCUAUGAGGAUAUCCAGUAUACACAGGUGCCUGUGGCUGACGCACCCGUCUCCAAGCUCUAUGACUUCUUUGACCCCAUUGCUGACCACAUCCACAGUGUGGAAAUGAAGCAGGGCCGUACACUGCUACACUGUGCCGCUGGCGUGAGCCGCUCAGCCACUUUGUGCCUUGCCUACCUCAUGAAGUACCAUGCCAUGUCCCUGCUGGAUGCCCACACAUGGACCAAGUCAUGUGUGACCUAG
Molecule: messenger RNA, 559 nt
Organism: Urocitellus parryii (Arctic ground squirrel)
Lineage: Eukaryota; Metazoa; Chordata; Mammalia; Rodentia; Sciuridae
Source: RefSeq, a predicted model, not a curated record